Messenger RNA from Pistacia vera, 605 nucleotides. RefSeq lists its product as uncharacterized. The coding region runs from base 131 to 358 and encodes 75 amino acids. The record is from RefSeq and is a predicted model, not a curated record. The transcript has 5 exons. Lineage: Eukaryota; Viridiplantae; Streptophyta; Magnoliopsida; Sapindales; Anacardiaceae.
UUUUUGUGGGCUUAAAAGCCCACAAGGCAACAGGCACCAAUUAAGUGCAGACCGCCGGACAAUUGGCUAAAGCGAGGAAGAGAGGAGUUGCUGUUUGAGGGAGGAACUCGCCGAAAUUUAGCGUGUAGACAUGGCAGAUGGGUCAUUCUGCUCCACCUCCAAUUCCUUCCAUCUACUCAAAGAAGUAAAAAGCCACGAGGUUUCCAUUGCAGAGCUUAAUAGUCUUCCAUCAUCUCGGACUGUCUAUCAGAAAAAUGCAAACAUAUAUUUUCGUACAACUAUUGAGAAAGCAACAGCAUCUGAGCAGAAACAUCUUGAAGUGGCGAAACGUAAGCUAGAUCAACUGAAUGCUUCUUGAUUUUACUUGGCUUACGGCUUCUAUGUCAAACCUGCCGGUACCUUUGCCACUAGAGCAUUUUUGCUCUAAUAGCAGUGCUUUGAUUCUUCCUCACCCUUGGGGAGGCGGUCCUGUUCAGGCUGUAUUCCCAUCUAAAUUCUGUAAUUUCUCUGGAUUCCUGGAAGCUAACCAAUGUAUGAACUGUUUACAGCAAUUUCUUGCAGGCAGUGAUAAUUCAAGUUUUUAGUGUCUAUUGUUAUUGUUUUAA